Molecule: messenger RNA, 2695 nt
Organism: Nerophis lumbriciformis (worm pipefish)
Lineage: Eukaryota; Metazoa; Chordata; Actinopteri; Syngnathiformes; Syngnathidae
Gene: oscp1b
Product: organic solute carrier partner 1b
Biological process (GO): transport
Cellular component (GO): plasma membrane; cytoplasm
Source: RefSeq, a predicted model, not a curated record
ACUGUCAACAAGCUUUCUGUGUUCUUUUCCAAGCGAGGACUUAAGCAUUCCAGAAUCCACCAUGUCGUCAAGGACUCUCCCUCUGCUCUUUAUCAACCUCGGUGGAGAAAUGCUUUAUAUCCUGGACCAGCGGCUCCGAGCUCAAAAUAUCCCCGCUGACAAAGCUAAGAAAGUUAUGAACGACAUCAUCACCACCAUGUUCAACAAAAAGUUCCUGGAGGAGCUCUUCAAGCCGCAGGAGCUGUACUCUAAGAAGGCCCUGCGCACAGUCUUUGACAGGCUGGCUCACGCCUCCAUCAUGAGGCUGAAUCAAGCCAGCAUGGACAAGCUCUAUGACUUGAUGACCAUGGCCUUCAAGUACCAGGUGCUCCUCUGUCCCCGACCGAAAGACAUCCUAUUGGUGUCCUUCAACCACAUGGACGCAAUCAAGGAAUUUGUCAAAGACACGGCCUGCAUCCUGAGCCAGGUGGACGAGACGUACCAGCAGCUCAUCGAGAUGUACACGCCGUUACCGAGUGGGGAAUUCCAGCUGAUUAGGCAAACUCUCCUUAUCUUCUUCCAGGAUAUGCACAUCAGAGUGUCUAUUUUCCUCAAGGACAAAGUGCAGAACUCCAACGGUCGAUUCGUACUUCCCAUCAGCGGCCCCGUACCCCACGGUACACAAACCCCAGGCUUAAUAAGGAUGUUUAACUGUACUGGCGAGGAAUCACGCAGGCUGCAGUUCAACAACGGUGGAAACUAUGCUGCUGCUCUCUGCCAAGGAUCAUUUGAGCUCUUCGGAGACAGAGUCACCAAACUGGGCACAAACAUGUACAGCGUGUGCCGUCCUGUGGAAACACACAUGUCAGGGACGGCGAAGAACUCUGCUCAGCACACCAAGGUCAACGCUGCUCCCAACCCGCUGGCCAAAGAGGAGCUCAAUCUCUUGGCCAAGCUCAUGGGAGGCUUGGACGUCCAGAAACCACCUGGGAAUGCGGACAGUAGCUUCCGGGUCAACCUCUUUGCUACUGACGAGGAGGAAGAAGAGGCGUUAAUGUCGAGACCGGAUGAGCUGUCGUAUGGAUUUAUAAACAUUCAAGCUACAAAGGACCAAACUGCAAAUGCAGAGUUGGCCAAAAUCAUGGGAGAGUUCAGCGAUACUCGGGAGUCGCGGGACCACGCCCCGAGUGCCAGCAGCAAAGGAGACGACCUCCUGGCCAUGAUGGACGGCCUGUGACGGCCCUAAGGGUCUGCCCCCCAUGGCGAUGCAUUGUUGUCUGUGCCAGCAAAACAUGUUUGCUGCAACCUGCGCAGACCAGAAAACCUUCAGGUGUUCACUCCCACCCCCACACAGGUGUAGGGCGGCUUGUACAAUGUAAGGAGAGACUCCGACCUACACGGUCAAACUUUGCUGUAAAGGUAAUGGUGGUUUGGCAUACACCGAUUUGUACAUCUGUAGCGGCCAAUGGAGGGUGGCUGGGAUUUUUCCAGUUUAAAUAGCUCAUAUCCCACAAAUACUUUUUUUUUACUUUUAAGAAUUAUUUAAAAUAAGAAGCGAAACGUAGCUCUUGUUGACCACAUGGGUCACUUUUUACUACAAAACCCCAAAAGCAGUGAAGUUGUCACGUUGUGUAAAUGGUAAAUAAAAGCAGAAUACAAUGAUUUGCAAAUCCUUUUCAACUUAUAUUCAAUUGAAUAGACUGCAAAGACAAGAUAUUUAACGUUCGAACUGGUAAACUGGUUUUUUUUUUGCAAAUAUUAGCUCAUUUGGAAUUUGAUGUCUGCAACAUGUUUCAAAAAAGCUGGCACAAGUGGCAAAAAAGACUGAGAACGUUGAGGAAUGCUCAUCAAACACUUAUUUGGAACAUCCCACAAGUGAGCAGGCUAAUUGGGAACAGGUGGGUGCCAUGAUUGGGUAUAAAAGCAGCUUCCUUGAAAUGCUCAGUCAUUCACAAACAAGGAUGGGGCGAGGGUCACCACUUUGUCAACAAAUGCGUGAGCAAAGUGUUGAACAGUUUUUAAGAACGACAUUUCUCAACUAGCUAUUGCAAGGAAUUUAGGGAUUUCACCAUCUACGCUCCGUAAUAUCAUCAAAAGGUUCGGAGAAUCUGGAGAAAUCCCUGCAUGUAAGCGGCAAGGCUGAAAACACCAACAUUGAAUGCAUGUGACCUUCGAUCCCUCAGGCGGUACUACAUCAAAAAGCGACAUCAGUGUGUAAAGGAUAUCACCACAUGGGCUCAGGAACACUUCAGAAACCCACUGUCAGUAACUACAGCUGGUCGCUACAUCUGUAAGUGCAAGUUAAAACUCUUACUAUGCAAAGUGAAAGCCAUCAUUUAUCAACAACACCCAGAAACGCCGCCGGCUUCGCUGGGCCCGAGCUCAUCUAAGAUGGACUGAUUCAAAGUGGAAAAGUGUUCUGUGGUCUGACGAGUCCACAUUUCAAAUUGUUUUUGGAAACUGUGGACGUCGUGAUUGAUUAUUUGCAACAAAAAAAAACAUUAAAUAUUUUGUCUUUGCAGUCUAUUCAAUUGAAUAUAAGUUGGAAAGGAUUUGCAAAUCAUUGUAUUCUCUUUUUAUUUACCAUUUACACAACGUGACAACUUCACUGGUUUUGGGUUUUGUAAGUAACAGCAGCAACAGAACCGAUGUUGUAAUGGCGGUAAGGAGAAAACUGCUCAGUCAGCAUUAAUGGCGGAUUAGAUAAACAACAGUA